AUGGAUUCACUCAGACUAUCGUCUUUGCAAAUCAACGACCCAAUCAAGACCGCCUCUCCCGCGAAAUCUAAGAUCAGCAAGGCGAAGAAAAAGCAAGUUGAAUCGACUGGUUCAACAACUUCUGACAAUGUAGAUCCCGGUCAUGGAUCAUCCCAAGCUGUAGAGAUCGUUGCCUAUUCCCAACAAAGCCGCUUCCAUCGAGAAACAUUCGACGCCAGCGAUAUCGAUAUCGACAUUAAGGGGGUCAACGUCAGUGUUAACAACAAAGAACUCCUCGUUGAUGCCCAUCUGCGGUUGAAGCCGGGUGUGAGAUAUGGCAUGGUUGGCCAGAACGGAGUGGGCAAGUCAGGCAGUCUUCUGAACGAUUCUGACCUUCUCGGGUUGUUCCUUCGGCCAGUGUUGUUGUCUGUGCUUGGAAACAACGUGCUUGUUGGAUUGCCCCAGAAUGUACGGAUUCUACACAUUGCUCAGUUGGAAGAUUUCACUGCUGGUCGGACAAUUUUGGAAGAGAUCCUCGAGGCAGACGUUGAUCGCACGCGAAUAAUUCGAGAGGCACAAGCACUUCAGGGGUUUACCACAAAGGCGAACUCCGAUGCAGCUUUGAAUACGAUUAUCCACAAGCUCCUCGUCUCUCGCGCUGAAAUAGCGCUCGACAAGGCUCAAAAAAUUGCCACGAAGAGAUCUGGACAACGCGGGCACACUGCACGCCAGGCUUUGUUAGUCGCAGAGAACGACCUUGCCACUCUUCAGGCCCAAGAUCCACAGACAUAUGUCACCACACAAAUGGUCCAUGAUAUAAUGACAGAGGUGUUCGGUGCAUAUGAAGUCCUGGAUCUUGAAGCGGACGAAGCAAGAGCAAAGUCAAUCCUUCGCGGACUGGGAUUUAAAGAUGAAGACCUCUCCAAAGAAGGAAGGAAGAUUGGUGGGCUAAGCGGUGGUUGGCGGAUGCGAGUUAUGCUUGGAAAGGCGUUAUUCAUCAAGCCUGAUAUAUUGCUUCUCGACGAACCAACCAACCAUCUUGAUCUCCCCGCCAUUGUGUGGCUACGUUCAUAUUUGACGAACGAUGCGGAGGGUCAGACAGUUGUCGUCGUCUCUCAUGACCGGAGCUUCCUUGACGCUGUUACGGACGAGACGAUAAUUUUUAGGGACAAGAAACUGACUUAUCAUCCUGGAAACUACGACGAUUGGGAAAGAAACACAGAAGAGCAAAGGAAACGCAAAACACGCCUGAAAGAGCUGGAAAUGAAGAGACGAAAACAAAUAAUGGACAGCAUCCAAAAAAAUGUCCAGCAGGCUAAAUCGACAGGUGACGAUAAACGAUACGGACAGGUCGCAUCUCGUAAAAAGAAACUUGAAAGGAUGGGUAUGGAACGUCUGGAAGAUGGUAAAAGAUAUAAGAAAAGUUAUCACGGCUUCCAUGAUGAAAUCGUCGUUGAACAGGCGGUGAAGACUGCGCCUAUCACGCUGCCUCCGCCGGAGCCAUUCAAUUUUCCUGGGAGCUCGUUUCUUCAACUUUCCGAGGCUUCAUUUCGCUAUGAUCCUAAGCCAUCCUCUCCUAUGGUCAUUAACAAUGUGUCACUUGACGUCGGCCCUCAAGCCAGGAUAGGGCUUCUAGGUCCCAACGGUUGUGGCAAAUCCACCCUCAUGAACCUCCUUGCUGGGGAACUUAAACCCACCCUUGGUGAAGUGAAGAAACACCACCGACUCCGCAUUGGCUACUUUUCGCAGCACACCGUCGACCAACUCGAUCUCUCAGUGUCAGCCCUUCAACACCUGUCGAAGUCGUUCCCGGAUAUCGUCAUCACAGAGGGUGAAGCGCGCUCGCAUUUCGGGUCAUGUGGGAUCAGCGGUGAUCCUGUUACGCGUCCAAUCCGCACGUUGAGUGGUGGCCAGCGGAACCGCGUUGCUCUAGCACUGGUGACGUUUCAUCGUCCGCAUGUGCUGCUGCUGGAUGAAAUCACAAACCACCUUGAUAUGGGCACUGUCGAGUCGCUCGUGGAGUCUCUCUGUGAAUUCGAAGGGGCGUUGGUGGUAGUCAGUCACGAUGUAUGGUUCCUGAAGCAAGUCAUCGAGGGCGGGGAUGACGAUGAAGAUGACGACGAUGAUGAUGGGGAGAGACAAAAGGGCGUUCUGUAUACUGUGACGAAGAAGGGAGAGCUAAAGGAGUGGGAUAAGGGGUUGGAGGCAUACGUGGAGAAGAUACAAAGGCUUUCGACAAAAGCCUUACAAACCCGUGCUAUUAAAUAA
This is a messenger RNA of Psilocybe cubensis, 2247 nucleotides long. RefSeq lists its product as uncharacterized. Gene Ontology annotation, molecular function: ATP hydrolysis activity; ATP binding. The record is from RefSeq and is a predicted model, not a curated record. The transcript has 7 exons. Lineage: Eukaryota; Fungi; Basidiomycota; Agaricomycetes; Agaricales; Agrocybaceae. The coding region runs from base 1 to 2247 and encodes 748 amino acids.